AUGGGUAACAAGAAGAAACCAUACUUAUCCCAGGACUCUGCUGGCCCGGGCUCAUGCAAAAAAGCGGGCGAAUUAGACAAAUACUUUAGAGACAAAGUAAGAGUUCUCACGAAGGACGAGAUCGAGGUGACGCCAUCUUCACCAUGUGGCUCCCCGCCUGCAAGCCCAACAGGCUCGGAACAAUCCUGUCCCUCUGGAGCUUCAAAUCUGAAGGAGAUUCUGCAGAUCCUUCCCUGGAAAGAGGAUCUUGCCUCUAUGUUGGCGAAAUUGGAGAACUCUAUGCAAGAAAGGCUGUCAUCACCUCAGAAGUCCAGCAGAUUGGACUCAGAGUUGGAUACUUAG
Molecule: messenger RNA, 342 nt
Organism: Pelobates cultripes (western spadefoot toad)
Lineage: Eukaryota; Metazoa; Chordata; Amphibia; Anura; Pelobatidae
Source: the annotation of a GenBank genome assembly